AUGAGAAAGUCGAUGCUCAUCUUUGGCUUUCUUCUUGUCUUCCUCGGCCUGGCUUUGCCAGGCACCCAGGGAAAAGUCAUCCCCCGAUGUGAGUUGGUGAACAUCCUACGUCGGCAUGGCUUUGAGGGCUUCGAGGGCAAAACUGUAGCUGACUGGGUGUGCCUGGUGCAGCACGAGAGCAGUUACAACACUAGAGCCUAUCAUGACAACGGUUCAAGCAGGGAUUACGGAAUCUUUCAGAUCAACAGCCAGUACUGGUGUGACGAUGGCAAGACCCGUGGAUCCAAGAAUGCCUGCCACAUCAGUUGCUUAAAAUUGCAAGAUGAUGAUAUCCAGAACGAUAUUCAGUGUGCCAAAAAGAUUGCUGAAGAGGCUCAUGGCCUCAGUCCCUGGUAUGGCUGGAGAGACCAUUGCGAGGGCAAAAACCUGCAUUCCUAUGUCGAGGGUUGCUAA
This is a messenger RNA of Leptosomus discolor (cuckoo roller), 453 nucleotides long. RefSeq names its product lysozyme C. Lineage: Eukaryota; Metazoa; Chordata; Aves; Leptosomiformes; Leptosomidae. The record is from RefSeq and is a predicted model, not a curated record. Gene Ontology annotation, molecular function: lysozyme activity.